GGGUUUUUAAGCUGCAGUGGUUCUGGGUUUAGGUCCGGGUGGGCCUUUUUCACACCAGGUCGUGCUGUGGAUCGGUGAUUGGUUGACCUCCAAUUCGUUUUGGCGCGCUGUUCAGGGCUUUCCGUUGGGUUGUGCUGGCAAGAUGGCCGUCCCCUCCACUGUGGUUCCAGAGACAUCCUAACAUUCCAACCUCUUAUUGGUGAUAAUGGGCGACGGAUCUGAUCUGGCUGCUUCCUGCGGGUGUAAGGGCGACGUCAUGGUAUGUGGGGUCUGAGGUUGGAAUGCGGGAAUAUGGCCGGACCACUAUCUGGUGAAAUGCACCUGGGAAACUUCAUGAAUUCGUUUCCAUACAAAACGGAGAAAACAAGAAUCGUGAAUAUGACUGGGAAGUGACAGUCGCCCAUCUUUCGCGCCCAGAGAACUGUCCUCGGGAUCUACAGAGAGAUAAAAUUGAGUACUGCAGAAAUACUGUGAUUCGCCCAAGGAGCCAUACCUGUUUUCUUCCGGCAGGAGUGCCUGUGUCCCCUUGGCCAGUGGUUGAUUUCAGUGUUGCUAGUGAAGCAGUUUGAGGACCUUGGCAAAGACGAGAGUUAGCAGUUCUGGAUCUUUAAAGUGCAAGGUGGUCAUACAUUGAACUGUUUUGCCUUUGCCCCAGAAGACAGCUCACCUUCAACCCUUGCCCUGAAUUGACCUCCCUCACUUUGCUUCAAGACCUGGAGUGAUGUGUUCCCACCCCAGAACACUUUUCAUCCUGUGAGGCCUGAAACAUGACCACCAGUAGCCACGCAUGUCCUGUCCCGGCAGUGAAUGGACACAUGACUCACUAUCCAGCCGCACCCUACCCGUUACUCUUUCCACCGGUCAUCGGGGGACUUUCCCUGCCUCCCCUCCAUGGCCUUCAUGGUCACCCUCCGCCAAGUGGGUGCAGCACCCCAUCACCUGCAACGAUUGAAACGCAAAGCACGAGCUCCGAGGAACUGGUCCCCAGCCCUCCGUCUCCGCUUCCUCCCCCUCGUGUGUACAAACCGUGCUUCGUCUGCCAGGACAAAUCAUCCGGGUACCACUAUGGGGUCAGCGCCUGCGAGGGCUGCAAGGGGUUUUUCCGCAGAAGUAUUCAGAAGAACAUGAUUUACACUUGUCACCGAGAUAAGAACUGUGUUAUUAAUAAAGUCACCAGGAAUCGAUGCCAGUACUGCCGACUCCAGAAGUGCUUUGAAGUGGGAAUGUCCAAAGAAUCUGUCAGGAAUGAUAGGAACAAGAAAAAGAAGGAGCCUUCGAAGCAGGAAUGCACGGAAAGCUAUGAGAUGACGGCUGAGCUGGACGAUCUCACAGAGAAGAUCCGAAAAGCUCACCAGGAAACCUUCCCGUCACUCUGCCAGCUGGGUAAAUACACCACGAACUCCAGUGCUGACCAUCGAGUCCGACUGGACCUGGGCCUCUGGGACAAAUUCAGUGAAUUGGCCACCAAGUGCAUUAUUAAGAUUGUGGAGUUUGCUAAACGUCUGCCCGGCUUCACCGGCUUGACCAUUGCAGACCAAAUCACCCUGCUGAAGGCCGCCUGCCUGGACAUUCUGAUUCUUAGAAUUUGCACCAGGUAUACCCCAGAACAAGACACCAUGACUUUUUCAGAUGGCCUUACCCUAAAUCGAACUCAGAUGCACAAUGCUGGAUUUGGUCCUCUGACUGACCUUGUGUUCACCUUUGCCAACCAGCUCCUGCCUUUGGAAAUGGAUGACACAGAAACAGGCCUUCUUAGUGCCAUCUGCUUAAUCUGUGGAGACCGCCAGGACCUUGAGGAACCAACAAAAGUAGAUAAGCUACAAGAACCACUGCUGGAAGCACUAAAAAUUUAUAUCCGAAAGAGACGACCCAGCAAGCCUCACAUGUUUCCAAAGAUCUUAAUGAAAAUCACAGAUCUCCGCAGCAUCAGUGCGAAAGGUGCAGAACGUGUAAUUACCUUGAAAAUGGAAAUUCCUGGAUCAAUGCCACCUCUCAUUCAGGAAAUGCUGGAGAAUUCUGAAGGACAUGAACCCUUGACCCCCAGUUCGAGCGGGAACCCAGCGGAGCACAGUCCCAGCAUCUCACCCAGCUCGGUGGAAAACAGCGGGGUCAGUCAGUCACCACUGGUGCAAUAAGACACUUUCCAGCCACUUCAAACAUUCCCCAGUACCUUCAGUUCCAGGAUUUAAACCGCAAGAAAGAAACAUUUUUACUGCUGCUUAGUUUUCAGACUGAAAAUAUAUUAAAACUCAAGAAGGACCAAGAAGUUUUCAUAUGUAUCAAUAUUUACUCCUCACUGUCUAACUUACCUAGAAAUACAAACUUUUUAAAUUCUAAAACUCAGCCAUUUCGUGCAACCAGAAACUAGUUAAAAGCUUCUAUUUUCCUCUUUGAACACUCAAGAUUGCAUGGCAAAGACCCAGUCGAAAUGAUUUACCCCGGUUAAGUUUCUGAAGACUUUGUACAUACAGAAGUAUGGCUCUGUUCUUUCUAUACUGUAUGUUUGGUGCUUUCCUUUUGCCUUGCAUACUCAACCAAGACACCGAGGUUGCGGAACAGACUACUGCACGCGUCCAGCUAAGAGAGGCUCAAAAAAAUAACUUGCUUUCACAGAGUAAUCAGGACACCAAGGUAAGGAAAGGGGACUGUUGUAUAGUAUGACAAAGCUAGAGAGAAGUCUAAUUUAGUUAGUACGGAAGCUUGUCCUUGCUCUUUCUGACGCUCUCAAACUGCGUCUUCUAUUUCAUGUUGCCCAGUAAAGAUACAAAUUCACUGCACUAGCAGAAGAGAAUUCUGUAUCGGUGUAACUGCCAGUUCAGUUAAUCAGAUGUCAUUUGUUCAACUGUUAAUGUCACUUUAAGAGUGGUUUAUCUUAAUGACAUAACUACACAAUUUUUUUUUAAAGAUACAUUUUUACAGUAAUGGUAGCCUCCAAGGCAGAAACACUUUUCAGUGUUAAUAAGUUUUUGUUUACCUGUUCACAAGCCAUUAGGGAAAUUUCAUGGGAUAAUUACAGACUGGUCUACCACCUACACCGUGUAACUCCAGUGUCCUUCCUCAUUCAUGCCUGGUAUUGAGGGUUUUUUUUUUUUUCCUAGCCUCCUUGAUGCCCGGGGGCUAGUAUGAACCCCUAAAGGCAUGGACAGAGAAUCUGCAUCCUUUGACCUUGUUCAAUCACUAUGAAGCAGAGUGAAAGCUGUGGUAGAGUGGUUAACAGAUACAAGUGUCAGUUUCUUAGUUCUCAUUUAAGCACUAGUGGAUUUUUUUUUUUUUUUUUUUUUGAUAUAUUAGCAAGUCUGUGAUGUACUUUCACUGGCUCUGUUUGUACAUUGAGAUUGUUUAACAAUGCUUUCUAUGUUCAUAUACUGUUUACCUUUUUCCAUGGAGUCUCCUGGCAAAGAAUAAAAUAUAUUUAUUUUAA
Molecule: messenger RNA, 3421 nt
Organism: Leopardus geoffroyi (Geoffroy's cat)
Lineage: Eukaryota; Metazoa; Chordata; Mammalia; Carnivora; Felidae
Gene: RARB
Product: retinoic acid receptor beta
Exons: 12
Coding region: 768-2135 (455 amino acids)
Biological process (GO): cellular response to corticotropin-releasing hormone stimulus; retinoic acid receptor signaling pathway; regulation of transcription by RNA polymerase II
Cellular component (GO): nucleus; transcription regulator complex
Molecular function (GO): zinc ion binding; nuclear glucocorticoid receptor binding; nuclear receptor activity
Source: RefSeq, a predicted model, not a curated record